AAUUUUUAAUUGCCAAUUCAAAUUUGUGUUCUAGAAAUGGAUGACGACUUUGAUGUUGAAAGACUGCUAGAUGAAGCCUUUAGUGGCGAUAAAAAGAACGGCGAUGUUAAAAAAGGCGAGAAAAAACGAACAAAGAAAAGGAGUAGUAGCAGGGAUAGGAAUCGUGACAGAAAAGGCAGUAGAGACAGAAGCAAGCGAAGUAGAUCGGGGAAGAAGUCGCCCAAGCGGAGGUCACGUUCAAGAGAACGAAGAAGCCCUAGAAGAGAUAAAAUUGUGCCCAAGUCAAGUAAACAUGAGAGGGAUCGCAGUCCUCGGCGUCGUUCUAGAACUCCUCCAAAAUAUGACCCUCGAAUUUAUGAUCCGAAGGGAAGAGCAAUAUCCAAAAGUCCUUCUCGUCGUAGACGAUCAAGAUCUCCAAGUCCGUGGAGGAGGAAACCAGAUGUAAUCCAAUUGACUCAAGAAGAUCGAGACGUCAGAACAGUGUUUUGCAUGCAGUUGGCAGCCAAUAUAACUCCCCGUGACUUAGAGAAAGCUUUUGCAUGUGUCGGAACAGUGCAAGAUGUGCGGCUCAUUGGUGACAAACAUGGCAGACGAUCGAAGGGAAUUGCCUAUGUAGAGUUUCUGGAAAUUGAAUCUGUUCAGAAGGCUAUUGGAAUGACUGGGAAGAAAGUCUUGGGAGUUCCCAUAAUUGUGCAACCGAGUCAAGCAGAGAAAAACAGAGUCAUCAACCAGAGUCAAACGUUCGUCGGAGGAACGGGAACAUCAGUGUUCGGCUCUAUGACUGGACCUACCAGGCUAUUUGUGGGAUCUUUACACGAGAACAUAACUGAAACUAUGUUGGAAAAUCUGUUCAAGCCUUAUGGGAAUUUAGAGAAAAUCGAGCUGGUCAGAGACCCAGAAAGUGGAACCUCGAAAGGAUACGCAUUUGCUACGUUUAACGACAGUGAGUGUGGUAAAAAAGCAAUGGAGCAGCUGAACGGAUUCGAGCUGGCAGGCAGGCCUAUGAAGGUGAAUGCUGUCAUAGCCAGACAGGAAGUGGCCAAUCCAAUGCACUCACUGGACACGGAGGACGCUGAGAGAACAGGGGUGGAGCUAGGUCAGACCGGACGAUUGGGCUUGAUGGCUAAAUUAGCCGAAGGGACUGGGUUUAAAAUCCCCAAAAGUGCAGAAGCCGCUUUGACCAUGAGAGAGAAACAAAUUCAAGCACAACUGGACGCCAGCAAAGCAGCAGCCACAGCAGCCGGACACUUCAACUCAACCCCCUCGGGAGGAGGUAGUAGCAGUGGACCGGGUACUCCGAACUCGAACUUCAAUUCUUCCUCAUCAUCCGCUAAUCCGCACGAAGGCAAGAGUCAGUGCUUCCUGUUGCAGAACAUGUUCAACCCUCAGCUUGAACACCAGCCAGGGUGGGACGAAGAGAUACGCGAUGACGUGUUGGAAGCAUUGGCUCCCCACGGAGGGGCAGUGCACCUGUAUAUAGACAGACAGAACCCCCUCGGAAACAUUUACAUCAAGGCCCCUGAGCUGAAGAACGCAGAGAGUGCAAUCAAGAGCCUCAAUGGAAGAUACUUCUCAGGAAGGCAGGUCAAAGCUGCAUAUAUUCCACUCGCCAACUACAGUAAAAUAUUCCCGCAAUCAGUCAAUGCCACAGACACACUACUCAUCAAGAGGAAAUCGAGCUUCCGCUGAAAGAGGAAGUUGAUCCAGAUCCAUUGAAUGAGAAAUUUUCAACUAGAUUGAUAGAUAUAAUUUUACUGCAGUGUCUGUUUUGUUAUCUUCAUUUAAAAAUACUAUCAUGUUUUUUUUUAUCACAUUGAAUUAUUCAAAUACACCA
This is a messenger RNA of Symsagittifera roscoffensis, 1834 nucleotides long. Its product is annotated as RNA-binding protein 39-like. Bases 37 to 1689 code for a protein of 550 amino acids. Lineage: Eukaryota; Metazoa; Xenacoelomorpha; Acoela; Convolutidae. Gene Ontology annotation, biological process: mRNA processing. Gene Ontology annotation, molecular function: RNA binding; U1 snRNP binding. The record is from RefSeq and is a predicted model, not a curated record. Gene Ontology annotation, cellular component: nucleus. The transcript is spliced from 10 exons.